AUGCGUCAACCAGCAAAACAACAACACAACACCUGCUGCAACACCAAAUUUGAUAUCCACAACAACACCCAAACAGAAGAAGGGGAACAGUCAGAAACAAUAGAAGAUGAGAACGACAAAUUCGACAUAAUUGACUAUGCAAAUCUGGUUGCUGAAGAAAUGGUAGAAAAACUUGAAAACACCAGUAAAAAACUGGAUCCAGAAAUCGACAUCAACAAUGCAAAGUUAAUAACAGACAAACAUCACCCCGAAGUGGAAAAAGGACAGGCAUACAAAGAUAAGGAAACUCUAAAGAAUGUCCUCAGCUACUACGCAAUCAAAAACAACUUUCAGUACAAAGUGUGGAAGUCCUGCUCUCAAGAGUACAGUCUGAAAUGUGUUUACGAAAGCUGCAAUUGGUCACUACGAGCAUCGAGAAAUGGCCCAACAAACACAUUCAUAAUCAGGAGGUUCUCAAAUAUCCACACAUGCCCCAUAAAUAUUAGGCAUGAAGACCAAAGGCAAACAACAUCGAAACUGAUAGGGGAAUGCAUAAAACCGAAGUUCUUGAACAUAAAGACAAAGACAACACCGAUGGACAUAAAAAGGGAGUUGAAAUACAGGUAUGGCAUCAAAAUGAACUAUAUGAAAGCUUGGAGAAGUAAGAAACAUGCAGUAAAUGACUUGAGAGGGUGGGGAGCAUGGAGACCGAUGUUCCUCAAAGCAACUUAUGGGGGAACUUUGUUGUGCGCAUGCACACAAGAUGCAGCAGGUCAUAUUUUUCCACUAGCGUUUUGUGUUGCAGAUUCUGAGAAUGACCAAUCUUGGAAAUGGUUCUUCAAAAUAUUUAAAGAAGCGUAUGGGGUCCGGGAACACCAAUGCCUAAUUUCAGACAGGAAUGAAAGCCUCAUCAAAGCAGCAAGAGAAAUCUAUCCAGAAAUUACACACAGUUACUGCGGUUACCACAUUUUGAGCAACCUUAAAACAAGCUUCAAACAACAUGCUGCCAAAUACAAUCUGCCAUUCUUUGGAGCAGUCAAAGCCUACACAGAAAAGCAAUUCGAGUUCCACAUGGCUGAAUUGGAUGGAUUGGACAAACGCAUAAGACCUUACCUAAAAAAAGUCGAUUAUGAAAAGUGGUCAAGAAUUCAUAGCCAAAACAAGAGGUAUUCUACAAUGACCUCAAACAUAUCAGAAUCACUGAACGCCGCAAAUUUGGCAGCAAGGGAGCUACCAAUUACAACGCUGCUAGAAUGCUUGAGAGCAUUGGUGCAACAAUGGACGCAUACUAAUAGGACAAAAGCACACAACACCUUCACUAAGCUAUCACCAACUGGAGAAGACAUACUGCUGAAAAAUUACACAUACUCAUUGAAUCUGGAGGUUAAAGCAACAACAGAUUACUUGUUUGAGGUAACAAGAAUGAAAGAAUCGUGGGAAGUAGACCUAGAAAAAAGAACAUGCACGUGCAACAGGUUCCAAAUAGAUGAAAUGCCAUGCGGGCACGCUGUGGCCGUGAUGAGGGAGAUGAACAUGGACCCGUACACCUACUGUUCAGAUUACUACACACAAAAAAAAUUGGCUGGCAACUUAUUCAGGGACAGUUUACCCAAUAGGAUACCAAAGUGAGUGGGAGGUACCGGAAGAAGUGAAGAAUAUU
Messenger RNA from Cannabis sativa, 1639 nucleotides. RefSeq lists its product as uncharacterized. The coding region runs from base 1 to 1608 and encodes 535 amino acids. The record is from RefSeq and is a predicted model, not a curated record. Lineage: Eukaryota; Viridiplantae; Streptophyta; Magnoliopsida; Rosales; Cannabaceae. The transcript has 5 exons. Gene Ontology annotation, molecular function: zinc ion binding.